Dovyalis caffra is the source of this 567-nucleotide messenger RNA. NCBI's taxonomy places the organism in Eukaryota, Viridiplantae, Streptophyta, Magnoliopsida, Malpighiales, Salicaceae. The record is from the annotation of a GenBank genome assembly.
AUGGAUGAAGUUUUGAGCGCCAUCCAUAAGAGUACUUCUUCGACAAGAAAGAGUGUGGCCGAGUCGAGCGGAGGUAAAGUGGCAAUACCGAUAGUGGAUUCGGAGAUGGAGGAGACUUAUUUGAUAGAGGAGAUGACUACUCAUGUUCCCAUCUACCAUUAUAGAUAUGACAAGAAGUUAGAAAUGCCCACUUAUGAAGGGGAGGAUGAUCACCUUGGGAUUCAAAGUGAACUGUUGAAGUUGACCUAUAAUGAUCCGUUGAAGGUGAUGGAAUCUAUCGAAUGGAUUGAAGAAGGAAACCUAGUGAUGAGACCGACCCAAGAACUCGAACCUAACAAAGCCUUAAAGGGGAUAAAGGGAAUGGAGGUGGUUGUCCUUAGUGACUAUAGGGCAACUUAUAAUUUCAUUAGUGAGGAGUUGGUGCGACAAUUGGGUAUUCCUAUCAUGAAUACGAGCAGGACCAUGAUCAAAACCAUACGAGUAGGAGGGAUAAGGGGUAUUGGUGGAGUUGGGUUGCAUGACACUCCAAGAUGGAGAGAAAGGGGGCUGAUUUCGAAAGAGAUAUGA